This is a messenger RNA of Dioscorea cayenensis subsp. rotundata (Guinea yam), 1086 nucleotides long. RefSeq lists its product as uncharacterized. NCBI's taxonomy places the organism in Eukaryota, Viridiplantae, Streptophyta, Magnoliopsida, Dioscoreales, Dioscoreaceae. The transcript is spliced from 9 exons. The record is from RefSeq and is a predicted model, not a curated record. The coding region runs from base 44 to 979 and encodes 311 amino acids.
GCCAGUGAGGCAUUUCUCCGAGCACUUGGCGUGCAUUGCCGAGAUGAAGCAGCUGAAGGGGAGUAGCAAAGCAGUGGCGCUCUCCGUCGCGGAGAGAUGCAAGAACAUCUUGGCUUCGAAUUGGCAAGCCCAUCUCAACACCAUCAAAGCCGACUCCAAGGGCAGCAAGGAGGACAUUUAUACUUCGAAGGUUCAUUAUAUGCUCAGGAGGGGAAGGCCUUAUAUCUGGAUUCCCGAGGGGGAGUUGCACAACACGAAUGCAAUCAUCGAUGAGCGUGCUUCCUUGGCUAUAAGUUGCAAUGUCCCAGGUCCAUUGAUGAGCUUACUGAGAUCUAUUAGAAAGUUUUCAGCUCGUGUAGCUUUGACUGGUGAUCUCAUAGCUCUAAAAGAAGAGAAGGUCCAUCGUGUUGCAGAAAGUUUAAGAGAAUCAAUUUUGAUGGAAUAUAACUUAGCAAACCAAGCUAGUUAUACAGUUUCUGCUCUUUUAAGUUCCGCUGGCGCGAGUUGCGGAUCAAGAUGUGAAAACUUCCUGGAGAUCUUGGGUGAGAGUGACAAAUAUACUGUGUAUAAGUUUGACAUAAAUUCCUGCACUUACAUUGAUGGCAGUGGGUGUGCUCACGAUUUGGACAAUGAAGAAAUUACUGCACCUAAAGCAGACGAAAUAUCACUGUUUACUGAGAAGCUGAUCGACGGGAUCAAUCAAAGUCAAGCAAGACGCAGAGCUUUGAUGCUCUUCUGUUUGGAAUACCAUAAUGCAAGUGCACGGGAUGCAUUGAUGCUCUCCAUUGAUCGGAAAGGUUUCGAUAUUUUGGCUAAAGUCCCUGAAGUAGACUCUAACCAGAAUCAGCAAUACAAUUGGAAGGAGUUCAGGUUUACAUUCAAGGAAGAAGCCUCUGACAUUGAAUCUUUCUGCAGAUUGUUAGUUGAAUUAGAAGAGGAAGCUCUUGAGAGUGUCAAGAGCUACAGUGGACUUGGAUAGUUCUUGCCCUUUGUAUUUCCAAAGAACCUUUUUUUUUUAAUCUUUUUUUUUAAAAGAAAAUUGUCAGAUGGUCCCUGGAAGUAAUCCAUUUUAACAUUUAUUCAACA